AUGGGCUUGCUCUCUUCCGACCCCGUCAAGGAGACCCAGAAGGAGGUCAAGAAGGACCACAAGGCGGAGGAGAAGGAGCUCAAGGAGCACGCCAAGGAGGUGAAGAAGGCUGAGAAGGAAGAGGAGAAGCGUGAGAAGAAGGAGGAGAAGGCCGAGAAGAAGCAGGAGAAGAUUGAGAAGAAGGAGGAGAAGCUCGCCGAGAAGCACCGUGACGCAGCCCACGAUGCCAACGAGCACUCUUUGGAGAGGGAGCGUGCCGCCGAGGGUGCCGAGGCCCACAAGGCUGGUUUCAACCAGGCCGCCGCUGGCCACCACGGCGCCGCUACCGGCCCGACUGUUUAA
Messenger RNA from Dioszegia hungarica, 342 nucleotides. RefSeq lists its product as uncharacterized. The record is from RefSeq and is a predicted model, not a curated record. The coding region runs from base 1 to 342 and encodes 113 amino acids. The transcript has 5 exons. NCBI's taxonomy places the organism in Eukaryota, Fungi, Basidiomycota, Tremellomycetes, Tremellales, Bulleribasidiaceae.